AUGAUUAAUUUAACAAAAUCGUUAUAUUUUUUGUUACAAAAUGAAAGAAAAAUAAAUGUGCAUCGAUUGAAAAUUCCAGAAAUAAUUAAAUUGCUAAAUAAAAAUAAAGAAGUAAAGAAAGAUGAUUUGGAUAAUAUAAAUAUACAAAUAAUUAAUAAUAUAAGUCAUAUAGAUCCACAAAAAAUUAUAAGAAAUAUAUGCAAUAAUGUAAGGAUAAAGGAAGAUUUGAAAUCUUUGAAAAAAAAAAUUUACUUCAAUCAUUUAUUACUUCGGACAAUAGUAAAUAAUAAGAAUUUACAAAUAUAUGAAUUUAAAGAAUAUAAAAAUAACAAAUUAAAUGAAAGUUUAAUAAAAACUCAAGAAAAUGUUAGAAAAAUAUACGGGAGAAGUAAAAGAAAUCUAAACAAGAAAAUCCCAAUUAACACAAGUUAUGAAAAAAAAGAACUAGAAUCAAAAUCAAAUUUAGAUAUUGACAAUUCUUAUGAACUCAGUAAUAAAAAUUUUAAAAUAUUUGAUUUAACAAUUAAUUACAAUAGUUUUAUAUUAGAAAACAUUUUAAAGAAUAUUUGUUUAUACAUAUAUAAUUUUAAAAUGUUAAAUAAUUUGAAUCAAGAAGAAAAAGGUGGUUACGAAAUGAUAUCUGUUUUAUUAAUAUCAAAUAUUUUUCAUAAUUUUUUUCAAUUAAAAUAUGGUUACAAAUAUAUUGUACAUUUUUUAAAUGGAUUAAGUUUAUAUAAAAUUAAAAAAAAAGUAAACAUUAGCAACCUGAACUUUAAAUUAAUAAACGAUUAUUUAAUGAAUAUUAAAGAAAACAACAUUUUUGAAAAAGAACGCGAUAUUUCUUUUGUUAUACACUAUCUAAGUAAUUAUGAAAAAGAGGACUAUCAUAUAUAUAAUAAAAGGGGUAAUGUAGAAGAAUAUGAUUAUAUACACAAAUUUGAAGAAGAAAGUAAAAAAACUACUUAUAUCGUUGAUACUAAAGAAAAUAUUUUAUUGUCAUACAAUAUAAGUGAAUCAUUUUUAAAUUAUUUUUUAAAUAUAAUAUUAAAUAAAUAUAAUGUUGAAAAAAUGAGUUUUAGUAACUAUUGUUUACUAAUUCACUUAUAUAGUAUGUCAAAUCACUUCGUGACUGAUUUCUUUACAUAUUUCCCAGUUCUAUUUUUGAAAAAUAAAAUGUAUAAAGAUAUUAGUACAUUAAUUAUUUUAUUAAAUUCUUGUAUUUUUUUUUUGAAAGGCAAAUCGUUUUUAACUAAUUUUAAUUCUUUUUAUAUUCAUAUAAAUUCUGAUAGAGAUAACAAAUUGAUUGGAGAAAAGAGUACUAUGAAUAUUUUACAGGAAAAAAUAUAUUCAUUAAUUGAACAGAUAAUAAAUUAUUUAUUACUAAAUAAAGAAAUAAUGAAUAAUAAUCAUCUGCUACAAGUGUUAGAAAUAUUUUCUUAUAUAAAAUAUAACAAAAAAUUGUUUUCAUAUAUUUUCAAUCAAAUAAAUAAUAGUUUAUGCUUAUUAAACAAAUAUCAAAUAUUUUAUUUCCUCAACUCUUUAUCAAAUUAUGAUAUAAUUUAUAAUGAGACGAAAAAUAUUAUAUAUGCUCAAACUGUUAAAGAUAUAGAUCAGUAUUCUAAUUAUGAAAUAAACCAGUUAGAGAAACAUUUACAAAUUAAAUAUUGA
Plasmodium relictum is the source of this 1668-nucleotide messenger RNA. RefSeq names its product conserved Plasmodium protein, unknown function. The record is from RefSeq and is a predicted model, not a curated record. The transcript has a single exon. Bases 1 to 1668 code for a protein of 555 amino acids. Lineage: Eukaryota; Apicomplexa; Aconoidasida; Haemosporida; Plasmodiidae.